Molecule: messenger RNA, 5625 nt
Organism: Prorocentrum cordatum
Lineage: Eukaryota; Dinophyceae; Prorocentrales; Prorocentraceae
Source: the annotation of a GenBank genome assembly
AUGGCGAUUGGCUGCGCAGUUGGCCCCUGGGUGAGCCCUGACUUGGAUGCAGACUUCGCCAGUCGGGCGGAAUGGCACCCAGGGGACGUCAUCGAGAUUCAAUGCCGCGACGAUUAUAACAAUGACCAAGGCAAAGGUUUAUUGGUCGUCGCCGGCUCUGGCGGGAAGGCCCGCCUAUUCGAGGCCACCAUGCUGUCCGCGGAGAACGAAUAUUACUCAUGGUGGAUGUUCUCCAAGGGUGGCCACCCCAAUCCGGGGUUGUACCGGCACGCUGCCGGGAAAGGUGACGACGAGGAGAAGUUGUUCAAGCGCGCGCCGGUUGUCCCGGUUCGCAAAUGGAGGCUGCUGAACACCAACACCCGGGAGCCGGACCUCAGUGCAGCUUCCUGGGUCCCUCGGCGCACGCAUGAGAGCUUGCUGGAGAAGAUCGCGAACCUUCAGGUGGCCUGCGCUCCCGCUACCCCUCCUGCCGGCGGCCGGACUCCGAGCCGCGAGCCGCCCUUGCCGCCGCCGCUGGAGCCCCCUCCGGACCGCAGGAGCGCCCCGAGGGCCGCGCGCCCGGUCCUCCUCGAGGGACCUGGUGGCGGCGUCGCUGGCGACCUCGACGCUCUCAGGUCCAGCCUUGCAGAGGACCCGGAGGGGCGGCUCCAGCGGCCUCGGCGCGACGGUCACUCCCGCAGCGCGGCUCGCGCGGCAGACCGCGGCCAGCGCGACGGGGACCGGCGGCGGGACCGCAGCCUCGGCCGGCGCGAGAGGAGGUACGGCAACGAGGACAGGAACAACAGGGACACGAGGGAGGACCGCGGGGGCGCAGAGAGGAAGGCCGCCCGCCGCGUCUUCGCCAGCGACCCGCGGGAGUACGAGAGGGCCCAGAAGAAGAGGCGGCGCUCGCGCGAGCCAGAGCGCCGGCGGCGCCGGGACUCUCGCUCCAGGCACCCAGGGCGUCUGGCCACGCAGCUCCUCCAGCUCAUGGAGGACACCGUGGGCAGGGACGGGGAGGCGAGGAGCUGGGACAAGGACGACGCGCCGGCGAGCGCCAAGAGCUACUUCAUCCACGUGCUGCGCCCCACGACGGAGAAGACCAGCUCCUUACGCAACGUCCGGGAGAUGCACACCCUGGCUGUCAUCCUGGACCACCUCGCCCUGGGCCGCACGCAGGCUGCAGCAGACGUUGCGGCGCAGCGUCUGAAAGCGUUGGAGCUCGCGUCGACGACGGGGGAUUGGAACAAGGCCCAGUACCUGGAGCUGGUCCCCCAGGAGGGCACCAACCUCGUGAGCAAGAGCGAGGAGUACCUGACCACGAAGGAGGUGGAGCUCCACCAGCGCCUGCACGGCCGGGGCAAAGGCGGCUCCUACGAGAACGACUGGAGCAACUACGCCAGCAGCAGCAGCAAGGGCGGCAAGGACAAGGACAAGGACAAGGGCAAGGGCAAGGACAAGAGCAAGAAGGACAAGGGGGGCAGGGGCAAGGCUUCCUGGAGGCGCUGGCUCGACGAGGCAGGCGGGCACGCGGCGAACACCUACGAGGCGCUCCACGUCUUCGCCGUCGGGGCGGGAUUCUCGCCGGGUCGCUUCGGUGAGUUCUCACGGGCCAUGGGGGCAGCUCGGUCCGGCUGCGACCGCGGAGAGGGCAACUCCACCGCCCGCGCUUCGGGCGCUCCGCCCACGGCUUCACUUCGCGAGCUGCUUCCUGUGUGCCCGGCCCUCGCAGCGAAGUACUUCGCCGAGCUCGCCCGCGUCGGCGCCGGUGCGACAGCGCCCAGCGGCCGCCCGACGGAGCCCGACGGCGCCCGACGUCCUUCCGACGACGCCGCCGCCGUUACGACAGCGCCCGUGGACCGCCCGACGGCGCCCGGCGGCGCCUGGCGCCCUCCUGACGCCGCCACCGGCGUUACGACAACGUCGUCUUCGCGCGGCCGCCAGGCGCUUGGCCGAGGUCCCGGCGGCUUGCGCCUCUCUUGGGCCUGCUUCGUUGUUGACGCUCUCAACUUCUUGGCAUGCGCCGGGUGGUCCAGCGCGCCCACGUGCGCGCGUGCGCCGCCUCUCCUGAGCGCUGCCCAGCGCUGCUCCCUCGAUCAUAUCUGGGGGGCGGUAUGCCGCUUCCUGGACAUCCCUGCCGCGGCGUACGGUCUGCGGGCUGCCAGGGACGACAUGCUCCACAGGAAGCUCGGGUACCACGGGGAGGUGGUGUCGAGGAGGCGCCAGCUCAUCUGUGACAAAGUCCUUCCCUGCUGGCCUGCAGUGGGCGCGGCGUGCUUAUUCCCGGUAAUCGAUUUCGUUUCCGAGGAGUUGCGGGACGACUUAGCCGACCCCACUCGGUGCCUCCUUCCGCGGAGCGCGUGGCCGGCGAUCACCCCCGAGUCUCGGGUCCACGCCUCCGACGCUGAGUGGUACUCCCUGGUCAAAGCUGGCCACGCCAGGGGGCUCUUCGAGCAGGUGGCGGAGGAGGACCUCUUCCGGGAUGCGGCCGGCGUCCCAGUCCUCAACGGGGCUAUGGGGGUCGACAAGCUGAAGGAGGUGAACGGGGCGGUCGUCACGCUCCUUCGGUUCAUCUGCGUGUUCUGCCCGGUGAACGCCUUCUUUCGGCCUCUUCGGGGGGGUGCCGCUCUGCUCCCUUACCUCGGACAGCUGGGCCUGGUGCUUUUGGACGACGACGAGGUGCUCACGUUGGACUCCGAGGACAUGCAGAGCUGCUUCAACUUGUUCCGGAUGCCUGCCGCGUGGGCUGGGUACUUCGCCUUCGAGAAGAAGGUGCCCGCUUCGGCCUUCGGCGGGGACCCGGGCGAGAUGGUUUACGUCGCCAUGCGAGCCGUCCCUAUGGGGUGGCUCGGCGCAGUCGACCUCAUGCAAUGCAUGGCUCGCCGGUUCGUCUUCGACCUGUGCGGGGUUUCUCCGUCUACGGAGCUGCUCAAGAACGAGCCUUUGCCCGAGGGCGACAUCAGCAUCGUCUGCAUGGACGGAUUCGACUUCCUUCGGCGGGUGCGCGUGGUCCGGGACAACAUCCAGAGCCUCGAUUUUGAGGGUUCGGCGGAGCACGAACGUUUCGUCCAGGCAUGCUCGGCUCUUGGGCUACCAUUGAACGCGGGGAAGAGUUUGAUUAAGGGGCUCGCCGGGCAGAUCCUCGGGGGCGAGCUCGAUGGCAUCGAGGGCACGUUGGCGGUCGAGCGUUCCAAGGGCCACGUUCUUAUCGGGAAGGCGCUCGCUCUGUCGUGUCUUUCUGCCUGGCCUGCCGCCGCGGCCCAGCACUGGGUCGGAGGCUACUGCUUCGCAGCGAACUUCCGGCGCCCAGCCUACGCGGUCCUCCAGGAGCUCUUCACUUUCGUGGUCUCCGCCGAGCUCGCGCCGGGCGGCGUCCUCGAGCCGGAGCCGCAGGUCGUCGACGAGAUCAUUGUCGCCUCGGCUUUGCUCCCGCUUUGCUUCACCGACCUGCGAGCAUCGAUCCGGAACGUCGUCAGCUCGAGCGACGCUUCGGAAAGAGGCGGGGGGGCUUCUGAGGCCCGCUCGCUGAUCCCUGCCCUGGACCCCGGCGCGGCCGAGGCGCGCGGAGACAGGGCGGCGAAUCUCAAUGAGCAGCUCGGCAUGGGCAUCGAGGACCAGAGGAAGGAGGACGGUGAGGAGAAACGCUACGACGACGAGACGCCUACGAGGUGCAGUGCAUGCGGUCGGGCACCGAGGGCACGCAUGUUUCCUUGUCCUGCUCGGUGCAGCGCUUCCCUGUGUUCUGAGGGCUGCCUCAGACAGCACUUCGACGAGGAGACCGGGUGCCAGAAGUGCAUGUUCACGAUGCCGUACGCGGCCCUGUUCGGGUUCGAGACGGACGCCGCCGUGCCGACCGCCAUCCGCGCGAAGGGGGUCUUGGUUCGUACAUGCCCAGCGCCGCCGCGGUGCCAGAAGGGCGCCAGUUGCUUUCUGGAAGCCUGGCUGCCUGGAGGGUGCGAUCACCGAGACGACCGGUUCCGAGAGCCUGCAUGGCCAGCCGGAGUGCCGUGGGCACCACAGCGCACGCUCUUGCGUCUUCGCGCUUGGAACGCCGCUGUGGCGGCAGCAGUCGAUUCUCUCCAAAGUCGAAGUUCAGAAGGCAGACUCUGCUUGAUCUUGCACCCGUCUGGCAGUUGGCUGUGGCGGCAGCCCGGCGUGGAGAGAGCGGCCGGAAUGCAGGGAAUCUUAUCUUCGUGUUCUUGCACGUGCCGCUUUGGCUCGCAGAUCGGCACGCCCUUCCGGAUCUUGCACAACAGCGUGGAGUUGGACGCGCUCCUCGGCAAGGGAUUUUGCAUGUGCCUUCCUAAGGGCCAGGGCGCGUUCGCAGAAGACUUCCCCUUGAAGCUGGCUGACCUCCUGGCCGGAUGGGCCGCUGAGGGUGCCAUUGCUGCUCAGGGCGCCACGCUCCCUGCAGCGCCCUCAGAACAGCCUUUGUGGCUGGCGCGGGCCCUUGGCGAGGCCACUGCCCGGUUGCGUGGCCCGGAGGUGCAGCCCGAGGUAAUCGAUAAGAUUUUGAAGGUGAUGUCUACCAUGCGCCGAGGCUUCGAGGAGGACCACUUGAAGGCGAUGCUCCGGCAAGCCGACUACAGAGGGUCGGACGUGAGGCUCUCCACUCAGGCUCUCCUCGACGGCUGCAGGCAGGACGUGCCCUACCCGGCAUUUUGUUGGGAGUGGGCGACGGUGCAAAGCUACAGCUGGAAGCAUCAUCAGCACAUCAACGCACUAGAGUUCGCAGCGUUCUUGAACUACGUGCGGGCGCAGGCUGGGAGCAAAGACUUCCACAAGCGGCCGUGGCCGCGAUCUCUGGACGAGUUGGACGAGGAAGUCGGGGAAUACAUCAACCACCUCUAUUUGGACGACCUGCCACAGUAUUGGGCCAGCGACCUGGUCAGCGCAUUCAAGCGCCACUACCCGAAAUGCCGGCGGCACUUGGGAACAGCUGAGGUUUACCUCAAAAACUGGGCCCGGGUUACGGCCAGACGCCGGGCAAUCCCAGCUACUCGUGACCUCGUCCUCAGCAUGGCUGCGGCGGCGCUCAUCGAGGGCAAGGUCCGGCUGGCGUUCUGCAUCCUCCUCUCCUUCGUUGGCCUGCUUCGCGUCGGCGAGGUCGUUGGUGCCACCUCCCGGCAGUUCCGCCUCUAUGGCGGCGGCUCGCUCCUCACGCUUGCACUACCAGACAGCAAAGGCGCGAAACGGAGCGGGGCGUCUGAGCAGGUCACGUUUUACGACCCCCUGGUUCUCAAGCUUGCGGGCGCGAUCCUCCAGGACACCGGGCACGACGAGAAAAUCAUGGAUCUGGGCUACGCCGGCUUCGCGGCAGAGAUCGCCAGGUUGGGCCGGAUGUUUGGGAUGAGCUCACCUCGUUUCACGCCGUACUGCUUGAGGCGAGGCGGCGCCACCUGGCACUUUACCCGGUUCACGAGCUACGACGCGACGCAGCACCUCGGCCGGUGGACGCAGGCCAAGACUGCCAGGCAGUACAUCGACCAAGCGACGGCGGAGGCGACGGAGAUGAGAUUACCGGAUUGGGGCCUCAAGCGCAUCAGCCUCGCGGUGAAAUGCAUCGGCCAGCUGGUGGACGAGGCAGUUGCGAAGCACCCCCGUUCGCAGUCAAGCGGCGCCGCCGGAUUUCGGCCACGUUCGUAG